Hibiscus syriacus is the source of this 1962-nucleotide messenger RNA. RefSeq names its product 4-coumarate:CoA ligase 1-like. The record is from RefSeq and is a predicted model, not a curated record. NCBI's taxonomy places the organism in Eukaryota, Viridiplantae, Streptophyta, Magnoliopsida, Malvales, Malvaceae. Gene Ontology annotation, molecular function: 4-coumarate-CoA ligase activity.
CAAUUACCAGAUCGAAGCCUAAUAUUUUUUUCAAAGCUGGUCUUUUCAGCUUCAACUCCCACCAAUUCCCAAAUGGCACCCCAAGCUGAAUCGCAACACCAACAAGAAAUCAUUUUCCGAUCAAAGCUUCCCGAUAUAUACAUCCCUAGCCACCUCCCUUUGCAUAAAUACUGUUUCGAGAAUCUCUCCGACGUUGCCUCCAAGCCCUGUUUGAUCGACGGAACCACCGGGAAAGUUUACACUUACGAAGAUGUGGAGCUCACCGCUCAGCGAGUCGCCUCGGGGCUUAACAAGCUCGGCAUCCAACAACGUGACGUGAUAAUGAUUUUAUUACCCAACACUCCCGAGUUCGUCCUCUCGUUCCUCGGCGCUUCGUUCCGCGGCGCCACUGCGACGGCGGCCAACCCUUUUUUCACCCCGGCGGAGAUCGUGAAGCAAGCGAAAGCCUGUCGGAAACUCAUAAUCACGCUGGCCGGCUACGUCGACAAAGUCAAGGAAUUCGCCUUAGACAACGAUGUGAAGAUCGUGUGCAUCGACUCCGCCCCGGAGGGUUGUUUACAUUUCUCCGAAUUAACACAAGCCGACGAGCGCGAUCUCCCCGUGGUCGAUAUCGAGCCCGACGACGUUGUCGCGCUGCCGUAUUCGUCGGGAACCACGGGGCUACCCAAAGGGGUGAUGUUAACGCACAAAGGGCUAGUCACGAGCGUGGCGCAACAAGUUGAUGGUGAAAAUCCCAACUUGUAUUUCCACAGUGAAGAUGUGAUCUUAUGUACUUUGCCUAUGUUCCAUAUUUAUGCCUUGAACUCGAUCAUGCUCUGUGGGCUACGUGUUGGGGCUGCGAUUCUGAUCAUGCAGAAGUUCGAGAUCGGAUUGUUGUUGCAGCUGAUACAGAAAUAUAAAGUAACCGUUGCUCCCAUCGUGCCGCCGAUCGUUUUGGCAAUCGCUAAGUCAUCGGAGACCGAUAAAUACGACUUGUCGUCGGUGAGGAUGGUGAAGUCCGGGGCAGCUCCGUUGGGUCAAGAGCUUGAAGAUGCUGUAAAAGUCAAGUUCCCUGGUGCCAAAUUUGGGCAGGGUUAUGGAAUGACAGAAGCUGGACCAGUUCUAGCAAUGUGCUUGGGAUUCGCGAAGGAACCCUUCGAAAUAAAAUCCGGGGCCUGUGGUACUGUCGUAAGGAACGCCGAGAUGAAAAUCGUCGACCCCGACACCGGUUCAUCGCUGCCGCGAAACCAGGCCGGAGAGAUUUGCAUCCGAGGAGACCAAAUCAUGAAAGGAUACCUUAAUGACCCUGAGGCCACAGCUAGGACCAUAGACAAAGAUGGCUGGUUACACACCGGUGACAUCGGUUACAUCGACGACGACGAUGAACUCUUCAUCGUGGAUCGAUUGAAGGAAUUGAUCAAAUACAAAGGGUUCCAAGUAGCACCGGCCGAGCUCGAAGCAAUGCUCAUCGCUCACCCCGAUAUCGUUGAUGCCGCCGUCGUCGCCAUGAAGGAUGAAGCAGCAGGGGAAGUUCCAGUGGCAUUCGUGGUGAGAUCGGAGAAAUCACAGAUCAGUGAGGAUGAAAUCAAGCAGUACGUUUCGAAACAGGUGGUGUUCUACAAGAGACUAAAUCGCGUGUUCUUCAUUGAAACCAUCCCAAAGGCGCCAUCGGGGAAGAUCUUGAGAAAGGAAUUGAGAGCUAAACUGGCUACUGGAAACCAUUGAUCUCAUGUUUCUGCAAUUUGAAAAAAUAAUAUACGAUGAGUGCAAGGACUAAAUGGGAACUGUUCAUAUAUGUUCCUUAAAAAAUCUGGAAAUUUAUACAGAGUUUGCAAAGAUUGUAAAUUGUGAGAUAAACAAUUCGAUUUGCUCAAGGGGAUGUAAUGAUUAAUAUAUUUGUUUUUCGUUUUUUAGAAAAUGUAAGUUUUAUCUUUCAGUCCUUGUACUCUUCGGACUUUUAAGAUUUGAUCUCUCUAUUUUUCA